Solanum dulcamara is the source of this 601-nucleotide messenger RNA. RefSeq names its product importin subunit alpha-4-like. Gene Ontology annotation, molecular function: nuclear import signal receptor activity. The coding region runs from base 35 to 601 and encodes 188 amino acids. Gene Ontology annotation, cellular component: nucleus. NCBI's taxonomy places the organism in Eukaryota, Viridiplantae, Streptophyta, Magnoliopsida, Solanales, Solanaceae. The transcript is spliced from 4 exons. The record is from RefSeq and is a predicted model, not a curated record. Gene Ontology annotation, biological process: NLS-bearing protein import into nucleus.
UGACAGUGACGUAGUUGCAAGUGCGCUGAAGGUUAUGGAGAACUUCUUUAAGAACGGAACUGAGAAUCAAAUUCAGGUUCUACAUGGAAACCAAGUUCUUCAACGUUUUUCAGAAAUUCUAAUCAAUCAUGAGAACCGACCUUUCCAUCUGAAGUAUGUUUGUCGUGCCAUCGCAAAUAUAGUGAAUUACCGGAGCAGUCAAAUCCAGAGAAUGGUUGAUGCAGCUAUCUUCCCUCCUAUUAUUCAAAUUUCAAUUAACCAAGAGGUUGGUGAUACCAAAAAUGAGGCUAUGUACGCCAUCUCAAUUGCUGCCAGGAGAGGAUCUCACGAGCAGAUUAGACACUUGGUAGAUCAUGGUUCAAUUGCAGUACUUUCUCGGGGCCUUCUGUGUGAAGGUUACACUAGAAGAGCCUCUUGUUUCCAUGGGCUCCGCAGUAUUCUAAGGGUUGGAGAGGCUCAUAAGGUAGAUGGUGUGAACAUCUACACACAGAUGGUCACCGAGAACGGCGGGCUUGCUAGGAUCAAGAGUCAGAGGGAUGACCCUGAUGUCGGAGGGAUAGCAAGAAGAUUGUUGAGCUCGUACUGGCCUGGGGAAGUAUGA